Engraulis encrasicolus (European anchovy) is the source of this 2857-nucleotide messenger RNA. RefSeq names its product zinc finger and BTB domain-containing protein 47-like. The record is from RefSeq and is a predicted model, not a curated record. Gene Ontology annotation, molecular function: DNA-binding transcription factor activity; RNA polymerase II cis-regulatory region sequence-specific DNA binding. Lineage: Eukaryota; Metazoa; Chordata; Actinopteri; Clupeiformes; Engraulidae. Gene Ontology annotation, biological process: regulation of transcription by RNA polymerase II. The coding region runs from base 1 to 1779 and encodes 592 amino acids. The transcript has 8 exons.
AUGCAGAACGACUUCCGGUUACUUAGGUGUUUGGGCUGCAGUGCGGGGUCGUGUAGUGUCUUGACGCGGCGUGACGGACGUGUUUUCCACGUGACUCAGCAAUGCUGGACCUGCCAGAUCAUCGUGGAAUGGACAAGCCACACUGCCAACACUCAACAGGAGACGCCGAACUAUGCAGCAGGAAGCCAUCUCCAGAUAAAGGAGGAGGAGGAGGAGAAGUUUCAGGGGGAAGAGGAGCAUCCCAGGGAGGAGCAGCCCAGAGAGGAGCAGCCCAGAGAGGAGCAGUGCGAGGCGGGCAGGAGGAAGCAGCACACCCCCCUGGCCACCCUGGAGGAGGAGGGAGAGGAGGAGGGAGUGCAGGACAGAGAGGAUGAGGAGGAGGAGGAGAGGGGGGAGGAAGGUGUGCAGGAGAUUGGCAAUGUAGAGCAGGCAGAGCAGGAGCCUGACCAAGGAUAUGGAGGAGAGCAGGGGGAGGAGGAGGAGAGAGAGGAGGUGCAGGAGGAGAGAGGGGAAGGACAUGGAGCAGAGCAAGGGGAGGUGAAGGACAGAGAGCAGGAUGAAGGUGGUGAUGAAGAGGAGGAGGAAAGAUGGCAGGAACCAGAGAGGGAGGAGGACAAGGAAGGAGAACAAGGAAGAACACAGGAGGAGGAGGAGGGAGGAGAAGGAGAAAGAGAAGGAGAAGAGCAAAUGCAUGGUGAAAUGGCACAUGAAGGGGAGGAGGAAGAGGAGCAUUCGAAAAGGAGGAAGAGGACGAUCAAAAGAAGACGACGAGACAGCGAAGAAGAGGAGGAAGAGCUGGACGAGGAGGAACGCAAGGAACAGCGAAAGUAUGAAGAGGAGGCGGCGGAGAGGCUGAAGAGGUGGAGGAUGUACGUGAGGAAGAAGAGGAAGAUGAGGAGGAAAGAGAGCGAUGUAGAGAGGGACUCCGCGGACGAAAAGCGAGAAGGGGGAGGAGAGGGGGAGGAGAAGAAGGAGAAAGAAACCCAGCUGGAGGAUGUUGCCUCCUCCUCCUCCUCCUCCUCCGAAUACGAAUAUGAUGAAGACUGCAUGGAGGAGGAAGACAACGAUGAUGAGGGAGAGGACGAGGAGGAAGAUGAUGAAGAUGAAGAUGAGGAUGACAGGCGUAAGCGGAGAGCGCUGUGCCCGGACUGUGGCCUCCUGUUCUUCAGGAGAGGGGAGGAGCAGCACGUCUGCAAACCAGAGACAUGCCCCAUGUGUGGAAAAGGAUGCCUCAACGCACGGGGUCUCCGCAUACACAUCACCAAUUGCCAUCGGCGUGCCCAAGUGUGCCAGUUCUGCUACAAGUGGCUCAGGUGUGUGGAGGAGAAACUUGAGCACGAGGAGAGCCACCGAGACGAGACCCUAAAGUUCUACUGCUCAGAAUGCCCCGAGCGGUUCCGCACCAAAAAGAGUCGAAGUGCUCACAAGAAAACGCAUACAUACAUUUGUGAGGUCUGCGAUAAAGGAUUUAGGAAUGAGCAUCAUCUUGAAAGACACAAGCUGGUUCACACUGGAAAGAAGCCUUUUGUGUGUGAAUUGUGCGAUCGCUCGUUCAACCAAGACGGCCAUCUGAAGUCACACAUGCGCAUGCACACGGGAGAGAGACCCUUCAAGUGCCCGCAGUGUGAGAGGAGCUUCAACCACAACGUCAGCCUCAAGAACCACCUCCAGCGACACCACGGAGCCAAGACUGGCCCAGCUCAACAGGACCAACAGGAGGCUUCCGGCACACAGCAGGAGGGUUCUAGAACUGACCAAAGUUCCGGAACAUCGGAGUAGACUUUGCUGAGCAGGCCUGAGGAAGGUCCCAGUCAGAACUUUAUAUCAUGUUCUAGAACUGACCAUAGUUCCGGAACAUCAAAAAACCUUGGAACUACUGAAAUUUCCGGAACAUCUUACUCUGAGUCUUCAGGGUUGCAAAAAUGUGUAUUCCAGAACAACAGAACAUUCCACUAUGAUUCUAUUUUCCAGAAUCGCCCAAAGUUCUGGGAAAUCUGAACUGACAGAUUUAAGAAUCUUGGAACAUCAACAUUUGAUGGUUUAAGGCCAAGUUGGGUUUGUCAGAUAUCAAAAUAACUAUUAACUGAUUACUGUUACCAAACACAUAUAACCAAGUUGGGGUUUGCUGACGAGCUUCAAGUGUUUUUUUUCACAUUACUGACUGUUUCACCAUAACAUGCCAGCCUGUAGUCAGAUAACUGUUCUCAAAAUAACUGUUGACUGACUACUGUUAUCAAAACCGUUGCCUAUUGCUGAUGGGCAUGUGCAAAUAUUUGGCAAAGUGUGUGUGUGUGUGUGUGUGUCACAAUAAUGUGUAUGACUGAUUGUUCUGAAUCGUGCGUGCAUGCGUGUCUCGUCACAAUGUCGUAUGGCUGUAGCCAGCCUAGUCACAUGAUAACUGUUAUCAGUUCAGAGCUGUUUGUAAAAUGGCUGUCAACUACUUAUUUUCAUGUUUUACAGUAUUUUUAUUAUUUCGUAAGGAGUAUAUACGUUAUGGAAAAAUAUAUUAUGCUCUUUUAGUUGUCAGUGUUGCAUUAUUCUGCAUUCUCGUUUUUUUUUUUUGUCUUGGUCAUAUUGUUACGUUUCAUGUUUUUCAGAGUAUUUAGGAUAUCCUGUAAAGAGUUUAUACUGCACAUGUCAUACUACUGCUGCCUAUCCAUUACAUAAUGUCUGUUAUUGGAAAUCAUGCUGCUAUUUGCCGUGCCUAUUCAUUAGCUCUCGACAGGUUGAUUGCCUCCAUCCGCCUUUUUGUAUCAAGAAUCUUGCGUUCACUUUUUUUGGCAUGCUUUUUUCAAUCCCUUUUCUGACAUUAUUUUUUUAUAUAUUAGUAUAUGCUGUAUGUUAUAGAAAACACAUU